GUCGUGGCGUUUGUACCAAACAAACGUUUGUUCUCAUGAACGACUCGACUUCAUUGAAUACGUCUGAACUUGUUUGUGGACUGACGGGUUAGUUGAAAAAACACAGGCAUGUUUUUUUGGUUCCCUCUGCAAACUUCCUGUGUUCACUUCCUUGAAUAUUGGGGUUUUGAUUUUUAUCUGAUUCAUUUAUUUUGAUACAGUUUGAAACCAGCUGGUGACCAAUAGCUGCAGAGGACACGCACAUAGACAGACUGGUUGUUGAACUUUGACCUCUUUUCUCAGAAUUUCACAACGUUUCACAGUGUGAGGGGCAGUGCUGGGGCUGGAUUCUCUUUCAGUGCAGAAGUCAAACGAGAGGACACAGUGGAUCUGGUCAUUUUGUUGCAGCAAGGGAAGGAGAAUAAUUUCAAAAAUGUGGAAACCAUUGUCCUUUCUGAUCUCUGCCUACAUCUCAGUGCCUGUUGUUCUCUUCCUGUUCCCAUGGAUACUGGACUACGCCAUAUUUGCUCACUUGUUGAAGAUUCCAUUCUUCGUGGAUCUCAGUCGACCUGAAGAUGUUCUGGACCACACAUGCAACUUCUACCUCAGCACGGACGAGGGCGUCUCAGUGGGAGUCUGGCAUACACUCCCUGCCAGCCAAUGGGAGGAGGCCGCGGGGAAAAGCCCUGAGUGGUACCGGGGGACGCUGGGAGACGGCCGUCCUGUUAUUAUCUAUCACCAUGGAAACGUAGGAACCAGGGCCAAAAAAAACCGAGUAGAACUGUUGAAGCUCUUAAGUGCCGCAGAUUAUCACGUCUUGUCUUUAGACUACAGAGGUUUUGGAGACUCUAGCGGUGAGCCAAGUGAGGCUGGCUUGACCAGUGACGCCCUCUACCUGUACCAGUGGGUAAAGCAGCAAAACAGAGAGAGUUUUGUCUGUCUGUGGGGACACUCACUCGGCUCUGGAGUGGUGACAAAUGCUGCUGUGAGACUACAAGAACAAGGGUCCCCGGCUGACGCUGUGGUCCUCGAAGGGCCGUACACAAGAAUGAGAGAAGUCGUGGCCAUUCAUCCACUCACUAAGUUGUACAACUUCCUGCCAGGAUUUGAGAGCCUGAUUUGGCACAUUCUGGAAAAGAACAAUAUAGAAUUUGCAAAUGAUAAAAAUUUAAAGACCCUGACCAGUCCGCUCCUUAUUCUGCAUUCGGAGGAUGACAACAUUGUACCGUAUCAGAUGGGUUUGAAGCUUCACCAGAUAUCCGUCCAGGCUCGGAAAGAACACGACAUCGACGCUCCGGUGGAAAUGGUCUCCUACGCCGCAAAUCUUGGCUACUCCCACAACCGCAUCUACUUAGACCCCAACCUGGCAAAUGUAGUCAGGUAUGUUUUUCUGUAUGCAUCUGCUUUUUUUCUAUUACUCCGUUAAAGCGCACAGUACAUACAGAGGCUAUAAGAAGGUGCAAUGUAGAGUGUCUUAUAUACUUUUUUCAGGAUAUAAAAAAGGAUAUGAUGAGAAAAAUGUACUCAAAAUGUUUAAAAUCGGAUUGAAUUUGUAAAAAAUUGGAACCGUGUCACAGUUCUAUUUUGUGAAUUUUCUGAAACUUUGACUCAACAACACGUAAGAAGGCGAAAAAACUAUAAAGGAGCUGAGUAUUAUUCCCACGCCAAUUUACCAAGGGCACACCAGCGGCACAGAUCUGUACCAGUCACAUGAUUCCAGUCCCAGAAUUUGACAGAUUUUAAGGACACUGAACAAAGUGUUAGUGUCAGUCAUGGUAAACCCUAAAAAAAUCGCCGUCUCCACAGAGAAGUCUAAUAUAUUACCAACAUUGUACGCGUUUAAACCUUACUGCCGUCACAAAUACAGCUAUUUAUUUACAGUAAUCACUUUCCUUGACGUCUUUCUGUCCUGCCCUGUCUUUCUUUCAUAUUUUAAUGUUCUUGUAUAGCUGGCUAUGUUUAUUUAUUUAACAUUUAUUCCUUAUAUUUAAGAGGUAAGUGUCUGAAAUCGUGCCGCUGUAACAAUAAUUUUGCAGUUUUUUGGGAUCAUCUAUCUAUCUAUCUAUCUUUUGCACAGUACUAACUUAAUCUUAAUCUGCUUGUUGUUGCAGGGGUUUCCUUCAAAGGCUGAGACAGUAGAGUUAAGAAGAUUUAUGUCAUUUUCCCUGUUGUCGUGUUGUCGAAAUAAAAAGCACUUGAUGUGACGCGGAA
Molecule: messenger RNA, 2190 nt
Organism: Solea senegalensis (Senegalese sole)
Lineage: Eukaryota; Metazoa; Chordata; Actinopteri; Pleuronectiformes; Soleidae
Product: lysophosphatidylserine lipase ABHD12-like
Exons: 11
Coding region: 413-1405 (330 amino acids)
Biological process (GO): phosphatidylserine catabolic process; monoacylglycerol catabolic process
Cellular component (GO): endoplasmic reticulum membrane
Molecular function (GO): phosphatidylcholine lysophospholipase A1 activity; monoacylglycerol lipase activity
Source: RefSeq, a predicted model, not a curated record